Messenger RNA from Panicum virgatum (switchgrass), 1321 nucleotides. Its product is annotated as stomatin-like protein 2, mitochondrial. The transcript is spliced from 8 exons. Gene Ontology annotation, cellular component: membrane. The record is from RefSeq and is a predicted model, not a curated record. Lineage: Eukaryota; Viridiplantae; Streptophyta; Magnoliopsida; Poales; Poaceae. Bases 64 to 1137 code for a protein of 357 amino acids.
CUCUCUUCUCCUCCUGCUCGUGUGUUCGUCUAACCGCGUGCCGCCGCCGCCGCCGCCGAAGACAUGGCGACGCUCCUACGCCGAUCCGCCGCGCCCGCGCUCCAGCUCGUCCGCGCCUCGCGCCACCUAGCCGCCGCCGCCCCCGCCUCGUCCCGCUCCUUCUCCCGCUACUCCCGCGACGACACCAACGCUCGGUACGACCCGCCGGCCACGCCGAUCAACUGGGGCGUGAGCAUCGUCCCGGAGAAGAACGCGUUCGUGGUGGAGCGGUUCGGCAAGUACAUCAAGACGCUCGGCGCCGGGAUCCACCUGCUCAUCCCCGGGGUCGACCGCGUCUCCUACGUGCACUCGCUCAAGGAGGAGGCCAUCCCCAUCGCCAACCAGUCCGCCAUCACCAAGGACAACGUCCUCAUACAGAUCGACGGCGUCAUCUACGUCAAGAUAGUUGACCCCUACCUUGCUUCCUAUGGCGCGGCGAAUCCAAUUUUCGCAGUCAUACAACUUGCACAGACAACAAUGAGGAGUGAGCUUGGGAAAAUGACAUUGGACAAGACCUUUGAGGAGAGAGAUGCAUUAAACGAGAACAUUGUGAGGGCCAUCAAUGAGGCCGCAACAGAUUGGGGCCUGAAGUGUCUCCGUUAUGAAAUCAAGGACAUAUCUCCUCCAAAUGGUGUUAAGGCGGCUAUGGAGAUGCAGGUUGAAGCAGAAAGGAAAAAACGUGCCCAAAUCCUUGAAUCGGAAGGGAAAAAACGUGCCCAAAUUCUUGAAUCAGAAGGUGAGGCUGGAGCGGUUCUUGCCUUAGCUGAAGCUUCAGCUCGUGGAAUUAGAUUGGUUUCAGAGGCUAUGACAACUAAAGGCAGUGCUGAGGCUGCGACCCUGAGAGUGGCAGAGCAAUACGUCAGAGCCUUCUCUCAAGUGGCCAAAAAGGGCAACACUAUUCUGCUUCCAGGUGACGGUGGCAACCCUUCAUCUUUUGUGGCCACGGCUUUCAAGAUCUACCAGCGACUCCAGGCCAACAGCCCCCAGGUAGAAGAGCUGGAGGAAUCAGGAGGAGAGACUGAGACAAGUGAGAUGCCACCACUCAUCCCGGAUAUAGAUCCUGAGAAGUCGCUGCAUAUUGGCAAGAACAAGGCUUAGUUGUGCUCGAGUGCCUGAAGGAAGUCCCCUUUUUUGUUUUUGCUGUCUCCAUUGUUCUGCAAACAUGGGAGCGUCACUGAUAAUAUACCAGUAGCAUUUUAGUUUUCUGAGUCAGAGAGUUGUGCAUUGGUUUCAGAGUCAGACUGUCAGAGAGUUUAGCGAGCAGGGAGAAAGAUUUUGAUUC